CCCAUCCCCGUGGUCGGUGACGAGAGUGAAAACGCCGAGGUACGGUGCUUUCGUCAAUGGCAGCCUCCAAGUCAAAGUUCUUACUCUUCCAUUUCCGUUCCGCCCGUUUCCUGUCUUCCCUCUCCACUCUCCCUCUUGCUCGAGUCUCCCAUCUCCCUCACAACUCCAAUCCUCCGACUCACCACCAACUUCCGCCAGCCUUUCCGCUCGGCGCCGCUGGAUUCUUUCUUUCCCGAUCCUUCACUUCUCUCGAUCAUGUUCAACAUACUUCUAUUGAAGAUUCCAUUCUUCCUGUUCGUCUGCUUACUACCUUGCUUGAUGGAUAUCAUGAUCUCACCGGCUUGCCUUGGUGGUUUAUCAUUGUGACUUCCACUCUAACUAUGAGAUCAGCCCUGCUGCCUGUACUUAUUCUGCAUCUUCAGAAGUUGAAAAGGAUUGGAGAGUUAUCUCCUAAAUUGCCACCUCCAUUGCCGCCGCUUUUCUCAGGAAGAAGUUAUAUCAACCAUAUUUUACAUUUUCAGAAGGAAAGGAAAGCAAUCAGAUGCCCUUCACUGUUGUGGUUUUUUGUACCAUUCGUUAUCCAGGUGCCAUGCUUUCUUUUGUGGUUGACCAGCAUCCGGAGAAUGUCGUUGGAUCAUCAUCCUGGGUUUGAUUGUGGUGGCACAUUAUGGUUCCAGGACUUAACUGAAUCCCCUUAUGAUCUCUUAUGCCCCAUCUUUCCAGUCCUGAUUGCAGGUUUGCACUAUGUUAAUGUCCAGAUUUCUUUUAGGAUGAUUUCACAUCGGAAACUGGACAGCAUAUUUGACCUAUUGUUCCAACUUUACAAACGCUAUUUGGACUUUAUAUCUUUUUUCCUUUUGUUCGUUGGCUUCUUUAUGCCCCAGGGAAGCCUUCUUUACUGGGUUACAAAUGGUUCAUUUAGUCUCAUUCAGCAAUUAUCCUUCAAGCAUCCUGCUGUAAUUGCAACAUUGGGUUUACCAGAUACAAAAGCUCUCACAACAGGUAAUUCAGAGGAAAUGCAUACAUCUGAUAAUUUGCACGUGGAAUCAUCCUCAAAGAAUUGCAUAACUGCUAUUGAAGACCUAUCUCCGAAAGAACUAUUGAAACUCUCAGUAAUGCGCCUAGGAAAGAAGCAGCAUGAAAAAGCAAUUUCCUCACUAAAAUUGGCUCUAGAAAAAGAUCCUGAUUAUGUGAGAGCUAUGGUUGUUUUGGGAAAUACUCUUAUGCAGGAAGAAAUGCUGGUGGAGGCAAGGGAGUAUUUAGAGCAUGCCAUUUCCAAGGGUGGCACAUUAUGGUUCCAGGACUUAACUGAAUCCCCUUAUGAUCUCUUAUGCCCCAUCUUUCCAGUCCUGAUUGCAGGUUUGCACUAUGUUAAUGUCCAGAUUUCUUUUAGGAUGAUUUCACAUCGGAAACUGGACAGCAUAUUUGACCUAUUGUUCCAACUUUACAAACGCUAUUUGGACUUUAUAUCUUUUUUCCUUUUGUUCGUUGGCUUCUUUAUGCCCCAGGGAAGCCUUCUUUACUGGGUUACAAAUGGUUCAUUUAGUCUCAUUCAGCAAUUAUCCUUCAAGCAUCCUGCUGUAAUUGCAACAUUGGGUUUACCAGAUACAAAAGCUCUCACAACAGGUAAUUCAGAGGAAAUGCAUACAUCUGAUAAUUUGCACGUGGAAUCAUCCUCAAAGAAUUGCAUAACUGCUAUUGAAGACCUAUCUCCGAAAGAACUAUUGAAACUCUCAGUAAUGCGCCUAGGAAAGAAGCAGCAUGAAAAAGCAAUUUCCUCACUAAAAUUGGCUCUAGAAAAAGAUCCUGAUUAUGUGAGAGCUAUGGUUGUUUUGGGAAAUACUCUUAUGCAGGAAGAAAUGCUGGUGGAGGCAAGGGAGUAUUUAGAGCAUGCCAUUUCCAAGCUCGUGCUUUUUGGGCAUCCAACAAACUUGGAGGAUAUUGAUCUUUUGAUUCUAUCAUCUCAGUGGGCUGCAUUUGUAUGUAUAAAGCAGGACGAUGAGGCCGAGGGAAUUGUUCACCUGGAAAGAAUAGCAACUUUACAAGAGCCAGCAGAUCCUCAAAGCAAAGCUCAUUAUUAUGAGGGGUUACUGUUGCUCUGGAGGUUUGAAUAUCAGAUUUGAUUUUUCUACAUUUUUCUCUGUUCAUUUUUAUGAAGAGCCAGAAGACAUUUAAUGAUUCUGCUACUAAUUACUUUCUGCUGACAGGCAAAUUAUAUUGCAGUUUGUUCAUAUAACUGGUUUGUAUACAAUUCCUUAAACUAAAUGUUAGAUUUGGCCUUUUCAGCACUUUACUAAAAGCAAAUCGUAAGGAGGAAGCCAAAAAGUAUGAGAGUAGACUGGUUGCUCAUGAUCCUUCUUUAAGUUUCUUGGUGGAACUUUCAGAGAAGGAAGACGAUAUUGUCAUUGAUCUCGUCAACAGCAGGAGGCAAGACUACUGACUUCUUCACUUCUCCACAGAUGCUAUGGAUGUAAGAUUAUUUCUAUGAGCAUCCUCAGUUGAUUUCUAUUCUUUUUCUCAUACUUCUGUUUUGAGCCAUUUAGCUACAUGGGUCAUUUUCCCUACCAUUAUAAGAAAAGUUGGUAUGCUUAGCUAUCACAUGAGUUCAAAUUGUGAUCAUUACAGCUUUGGCAUUAGUGGGUCAUUUGUAUGAUAAUAAAUGUUUUCCCUAAUUGGGAAAUUUUGAUCAUAAUUAAAUUUAUUGGGACAAAGUGUUCUCUGUUAAAUGAAAUAUUUGUACUUUC
Messenger RNA from Rubroshorea leprosula, 2744 nucleotides. NCBI's taxonomy places the organism in Eukaryota, Viridiplantae, Streptophyta, Magnoliopsida, Malvales, Dipterocarpaceae. The record is from the annotation of a GenBank genome assembly.